Molecule: messenger RNA, 1225 nt
Organism: Thecamonas trahens ATCC 50062
Lineage: Eukaryota; Apusomonadida; Apusomonadidae
Product: GU4 nucleic-binding protein
Exons: 2
Coding region: 46-1173 (375 amino acids)
Molecular function (GO): tRNA binding
Source: RefSeq, a predicted model, not a curated record
CCCGGCCACCACUCCUCUCCCCCCUCCCUCCCACCGCACGCAACUAUGUCUUCGACUGCUUCGACCGACUUUCCGACCUUCCUCCUCACCGUCAUCAACGCCUACAUCUCCGGCGCUGGCAAUGGCGACAACGCCAUCAAGUCGACAGCGACGCUCGAGGACGACGUGGGCACGGCCGGAAUGAACACUCUGCUGGGAACGUCCAAGUCCAACCGACAUGCUGUGUCCAAGGUCCUUGCUUCGGUCCAUGCCGCUUGUGAGGCUGAGGCAGCCGAUGCGGCGCCUCUUGCCUCGGCCGACGAGAUCAACGACGAACUGGCCAUGGCCAACUACCUGGUGGGUACCUCGCUGACUCUGGCUGAUCUGGUCUACUUUGCCAAGGUCUUCCCGCUCUACGACCCCUCGUGCGAGUCGGUCCUCGAUGCUGCCGGCAUGCGGGCCAAGGCCAACCUCACCCGCUGGUUCGAUUUCAUCCAGCACACGCCGGCCAUGCUCGCCUCGGAUGCCGUGCCCACCAUUGCCAUCAACGUCGCCACUCCGCUGCCGUCGCUGCCGGUCAAGGUUGUGGGCGGUGCGCCCGAGAGCGGCAAGAAGGGCGGCAAGAAGGGCGGCAAGAAGGGCGGCAAGAAGGGCGGCGACGGCGGUAAGAAGGGCAACGCCACUGGGCCCGAGCAUGCCAUCGAGCGCAUCGAGCUCCGGGUUGGCCGCAUUGUCGAGUGCAUCAAGCACCCCGAUGCCGACAAGCUCUACCUCGAGAAGAUCGACGUCGGUGAGGACGAGCCGCGGACGGUUAUCUCGGGCCUGGUCGACUUUAUUCCGCUUGAGCAGAUGAUUGGCGCCACCGUGGUGUGCGUGUGCAACCUCAAGCCGUCCAAGCUGGUCGGCAUCAUGUCCUACGCCAUGGUCCUCUGCGCGUCCAACGACGACCACACCGUUGUCGAGCUCGUCAAGCCGCCCGCAACCGCCACUCCUGGCGAGCGCAUCCUGGUCGAGGGCCUCACCCUCGGCGAGCCCGUCAAGGUUGUCAAAAAGUCCAAGUUCUUCACCGCAGCCACCGCAGACCUGGCCAUCACCGCCGACCUUGUCGCCACCUACAAGGGCAACCGCCUCCUCACCGAGUCUGGCGCCCAGCUCGUCGUCGACUCGCUCGCCGGCUCCACCCACCUCUCGUAGAGCAGCAAUUCCACAUUGAUGGGGCCACUGUAACACAAAAGGUUGACAUCCA